Molecule: messenger RNA, 903 nt
Organism: Salvia miltiorrhiza (redroot sage)
Lineage: Eukaryota; Viridiplantae; Streptophyta; Magnoliopsida; Lamiales; Lamiaceae
Exons: 1
Coding region: 1-903 (300 amino acids)
Source: RefSeq, a predicted model, not a curated record
AUGGUUAAGCUCAAACGGCUUAAGCGGGAGUUGCAAAGCUGGAACAGGAGUACUUUUGGACAGGUAGACAAGCUCGUGAUUGCCGCCCAGAAAGAGUUGACAGAUAUUCAGCUGAAUAUUUCUUCCCAGGGAUAUACUGAUGAUCUUUUUGAUAAGGAGGUUCAAGCCCAGGCUAAAAUUAAUGUGGCGCUUUCCCAAAAGAGUUGUCUGUUGCAGCAAAAAAGUCGUGUGUCUUGGUUGAACGAUGGUGAUAGAAACACAGCCUUUUUUCAUGCUUCGCUGCGCUACAAACAAAAACCUAAUAGGAUUCAGUCCUUGAUGAUAGAUGGAAAUAUGGUUUCGGACCAGGAUAGUAUUGGGGAGCAUAUUGUUGAGUAUUUCACGAAGCUGUUUACGGAUGACUCUGGUUCUGAUGUUGGCAUUGCAGAUAUUGAGGCGGUCAUUGAGCAUGUGAUUUUGGAUGAUCAUAAUGCCAUUCUUUUGGCGAUCCCGACUGAUGAGGAGAUCUCCGCGGCUGUUUUCGGCAUGGAUUCUAAUAGCUCCCUAGGUCCUGAUGGAUUUUCCGGUAAAUUCUUUCAGGCUUGCUGGGAAAUUGUCAAAAAGGACAUUUGGAGGGCGGUUCGCACUUUUUUUGUUGGAUCUUAUCUUCCUACGGGUUGUAAUUCGAGUACGAUGGUUCUUAUUCCAAAGAAGAAGAAUGUGGUUUCGGUGUCUGACUUGAGACCUAUUGUCCUCUCCAACUUUUUCUUCAAGAUUAUUUCUAAAGUGUUGGCGGUGAGGCUUAGCUUUGUUGCGUCGAACUACGUCUCGCAAAAUCAGUUUGGUUUUAUUCAUGGGCGAUCUAUUCACGAUUGUAUCCUGCUGAGAUCGGAGGGUUACAAUUGCAUGCGGCGUACGGGGUGA